UUUGCAAUGCAAGUACCAAACAUACUGUUUAAAUGUUCAUAUGACGCAGAUAGUGCUUUUCACAUAGGAAGAAGCACAUAUAAACAGUUUUAAAACACAGACAAUGCUAAAUGUGUAUAAAUAAAAACAUUUGUUUUGUUGAUUUUUUAUAAACACUAAACAUGAUGUUAAGUUUUAAAACAGAAAUAGAUAUGCAGUGAUUGUGUCUAGCCUCCCAGUAUGCCAAGGAGGAGAAAGUCAUUACACAAUAACAAGGCUCCCCUGAUCUUCACAGAGAGUCCAGUAAACAUACAGAGUAAUGUCCCUUCACCAGUUUAUUGUUCUAGACAUCCACUCACAGCAAAAUCAGUCCCUGUAGGGGAUUUAUCAUGGGUAUCUCCACAAUUCAGUGGAAACCAAGCAUCAACCAGAAAGGUGAAGAAACAAAGGAAACGUAGGAGUACAUCAGGCUCAAAAUGUACAUGCCAUCAUGGUUCCCAUGGAAAUCCUGCUGGAGGUGUAAGCAAUAAAUAUGAACCAUUAAAAUUCUUUGGUGAGAAAACACCCCCAGUAACAAUUGUUGAAGAUCUCUCAUUUUCAGAAGAAGAGGAAAAUGUUAAUAUUUCUCAGGAAAAAAAAUCACCAUGUUUAAAUCGAGCUGAGACAGCUCUAAAGAGGAAAAGUAGAAGUAAAAGAAAGAGUUUGGUGUCAAAAAGAAAGCUUGCAAGUGAAAAUGAUCUUAUGGUUAAACAGACAGGGGAUCAGGAUAAUUCAGAUGACAAUUUUGACCUUGGUAACCAUAGAAACACUUCUUUUCAUACACCUGUGACAAAUAUCAUUCCAAGGGUCAAGGCUAUUAUUCGAAAUGACUUUACAGAGGUGGAUGACUCCAAUGGAACACCUGUCAACAAAAUCCCAUCACCUGUCAAAAGAUUGUUUACUUCUCUCCAAGAAUCACCAGAAACAAAUGUGUUCACUUUGAUAAAGAACAGAAAAUCUUCCAAAGCAAAUAAAGAUAUGAAAAAUAAACCUAACAGGCUUUUGAAAAAUUUAAACACUUCAGUCUAUUCUCCGUCUGGUCGAAACAACAAUGGACAUGUCUUAGUAGCAGACACACCUGAGGCAGAUUAUGGUAUUCCUUAUAGACUUAGAAGAUUGAGAAAAAUACGGACAAAAUGUAAUAUCUAGGUCAA
Molecule: messenger RNA, 1172 nt
Organism: Mytilus trossulus (common blue mussel)
Lineage: Eukaryota; Metazoa; Mollusca; Bivalvia; Mytilida; Mytilidae
Exons: 3
Coding region: 220-1167 (315 amino acids)
Biological process (GO): cellular response to ionizing radiation; recombinational repair; DNA damage checkpoint signaling
Cellular component (GO): chromosome; nucleus
Source: RefSeq, a predicted model, not a curated record